AUGGAAUCUGUAAAAAAGAUGAAAGGAGAUUCAGUUCGUGCUACUGGACUAACAAAAUCAGUUCGCCAAGAAAAGCGUCAUCCAAAAAUGAUUGGAAUAAAAACCAGACACAUGUCCAAGUCAUCCAUAAAAAGAAAUCGAACUAUAACGGGUAAUAUGGAAAUGAAAUUUAAGAUUAAUAAACAAGGAGGAAAUAAAAUGUCUACAGAUAAAGAAGACUCUCAUAGGACUCGGCCACCAAACGCAAUGGCACCCACGAAAACUCAAGAUACUGAGUUAGAAAACCAUUCAGCGACUACAAGUGUGCCAGGAUUUAACAUUGCAGCGGGAAAGGCUACCGUCUCUGUUACAAAUAUACUCCCCAAUGUGGACAAUCAUACUGCUCAACAAGGGAAUUUGCAUAUAGCAAAAAAUUUGAUCGAACAGGGUAAAGUUAAGGCAACUGACCGAGACGCACAGAAUGUUACCCCUUUGCAUUGGGCGGCAAUUAAUAAUCAUGUGAUGAUGGCAAAGUAUUUGAUCGAAAAUGGUGCUGAAGUAGAUGCUCGUGGUGGAGAACUAAAUGCUACUCCGUUGCAUUGGGCAGCAAGGAGUGGUCAUCUGCCUAUUGUAACUCUUUUAAUUAACCACGGUGCUGAUCCUAAUCUUAAAGAUUCUCAAGGAUUUAAUGGACUACACAUUGCCACACAUUCUUCUAACACUAUGUUAGUGUUGUAUCUUGUAUUUCAGGAUAUGGACAUUGAUACACCAGAUAUUCUACAACAUACACCUUUAAUGUGGUCUGCUUAUCAAGGAGAUCCUGCAACUUUAGGUUUAUUACUUAGAUUGGGUGCAUCCGUGAAAAAAACUGAUGCUGCACAGUUUACUCCUUUGCAUUGGGCAAUGAUUAAAGGGCAUCAGACGUGUAUAAGAAAAUUAAUAGAGGCCGGUGCAGAAAUAGAUUUAAAAGAGGAGAAUGGAAAAACACCUUCAGAUAUUGCACGGGAAAUGAAGUCUGAUAGGAUAUGGGAAAAAGCGUUAAACGAAUCAGGGAUAAAAGGUGAUGGAAAGAGGAAAGAGUAUAUGUUUGGAAAGCGGACUACUAAGACCAUUAUAUUUUUCCUUCCAUUUUUUCUACUAUUUACUGUAUUUAAUACUUUGGUUUAUUAUCCCUGGUACAUCGGAUUGCCUAUAAUCAUCUUGGAAUUCAUGGCAUGCUAUGUAUUGAUAGUCAAAUUUCUCAUAAGAGCACAAACACCAGAAGCUUUGGUGCAAACACCUUAUAUCACGAGCUUAUUUCAAGCAAGCGCUUUUUGGGCAGCAUUGAUUGAUCCUGGAUUCAUUCAAACAUUGCCAUUGCAUCACGAAAAACAAAAACAGUUGAUAGUCGACCUUGCAAAUAAAGGAAUGCUUGACUCAAGGCAUCUCUGCAUAACAUGCUUGAUUAAAAAACCUCUCAGGUCAAAGCAUUGUAAAAUUUGUAAUAGAUGUGUUGCUCGCUUUGAUCAUCAUUGUCCAUGGAUACAUAAUUGUAUUGGAGUAAGGAAUCAUCGUUCAUUUAUGGUAUAUCUUAUAAUGAUGAUCGUAGCGAUGCUCAGUUUUGAAUAUAUCUGUUAUCAAUAUUUUGUAAUAUCCACACCUAAAUACAUACCACUUCCAUCAAACUCUUGUUUUUUGAAUAAUACUCUGUGUGGAUUUUUCCAAUAUGAUUCGUGGACUGCUUCCUUAGUUAUCUGGCUCGGAAUGCAACUUACGUGGAGUAUAGGAUUAUUAAGCAUACAAUGCUAUCAGAUCGCAAAAGCAAAGACUACAAAUGAAAUGGCCAAUUUUCAUCGGUACCCCUAUUUUGGACAUAAUACAAGUAUAAGUGUCCGGGAACAAAUUAUGGCAACCUUGGCGUCAGGACCUGGUGUGGCUGGAACUGCUCAAAUUGGUGAUAACGGUGAUGAAGAUUUAGGUGGAAUGAGUAAUGUAGGUGAUAACCAUAAUGAUGUUCAUAGACAUCGGAGACAAUAUAAUAAUCUUGACCCUCAGCAUUCUGCCCCAGUUUUGAGAAUGUUUGGUGGAAUUGAAUCAACUACAAUGCAUCGAAGACAUAAUGAUAAUGAAAAUAGAAACCCUUUUGAUUUUGGUUGUUGGAAUAAUUGUGUGGAUUUUUGGUCACAAGGAAACGGUGGAAUGUUGCAUAAUGUGGAUUGGUUUGACAUUUUCGAUGUUCCACUUGAAAUACAUGGUAAUUUAAGACCAAGAAGUGGGUAUGUGGCUUUAAGGGACGAUGAAGUUUAA
Messenger RNA from Scutellospora calospora, 2265 nucleotides. Lineage: Eukaryota; Fungi; Glomeromycota; Glomeromycetes; Diversisporales; Gigasporaceae. The record is from the annotation of a GenBank genome assembly.